AUGGCAGAGUUCGCUGCUGUCGGAGUCGCAGCCAGCAUUUUGCAAGUGAUCGACUUUGGCACUCGCUUCAUUGCUACCGCAUGGCAGCUCAGUAAAUCAGAGCAAUCUUUUCUCGCCAGUCUCGAAGACCUACGUAAAACGUCGAAAAACUUUAGAGAUGCUCAGCGCACUCUACAGAGCACCGAUCCGGGAUCGAACACAGCGAUAGUUUCGCUGGUGCAGAAAAGUAUUGCAAUUUCAGAGGAAAUGACGGAUUCGAUGGAUAAGAUCGGCCGUGGGCGGAGCGCUUUGAAGAAAGCCUGGCUAGCACUUUGGAAGGAGGAAAAGCUCAAGACCCUCGAAGUAAGGCUGAGAGAUGUGCAGCUGGACUUAACUUUCCACAUGACAGUCGACCUCAGGUCGGUCGUGCGGGACAGCGCGGAAAAACAGGAUCAAAUACUGAGAGAGCUUCGCAAGUCAGGCUCAAAGAACUUGAAAGAUGAGGCAGAAAGCUCAGAUGACUCGACAUUAGGCUAUGGAGCUUCGAUAGUUGAGUGUUUGACUGACGGUCUCCAACUUCAUGAUAAAAUCAAGUCAGAGCUCAUUGGCGAUUUGGUUGCCAAUAUAUACAGCUUGGAUGGAGCCUAA
Messenger RNA from Fusarium poae, 627 nucleotides. RefSeq lists its product as uncharacterized. The transcript is spliced from 2 exons. The record is from RefSeq and is a predicted model, not a curated record. The coding region runs from base 1 to 627 and encodes 208 amino acids. NCBI's taxonomy places the organism in Eukaryota, Fungi, Ascomycota, Sordariomycetes, Hypocreales, Nectriaceae.